Chrysoperla carnea is the source of this 1101-nucleotide messenger RNA. RefSeq names its product putative odorant receptor 71a. Lineage: Eukaryota; Metazoa; Arthropoda; Insecta; Neuroptera; Chrysopidae. The transcript is spliced from 5 exons. Bases 1 to 1101 code for a protein of 366 amino acids. Gene Ontology annotation, cellular component: plasma membrane. Gene Ontology annotation, biological process: detection of chemical stimulus involved in sensory perception of smell; sensory perception of smell. The record is from RefSeq and is a predicted model, not a curated record. Gene Ontology annotation, molecular function: olfactory receptor activity; odorant binding.
AUGGAGUUUUUACAAUUUAAUUUAAAAAAUGCACGUAUUCUUGGAUAUUGGCAUCCCAACGAUAAUAAAUUCUACAAACUCUAUACAUAUAUCCAAAUGGGUUUUAUGUUGAUUUUUGGAUUAUCACAAAUUGUUUACAUGUUGCUUCACGAAGUACCAUUUGUGGAAUUUGUUCGUAUGAUCCACGUUAUAUUUUUACCAUUUUUGACAAUGUACAAGCUCACAAUUUGGAUGCGAUAUGAGAAACGAAUCCGUGGAAUGUUAAAUUUUAUGAAAGUGGAAAAAUUUAAUGAAACUGAUCCAACUAUUUUGGAUGCCCAUAAAGUAGCAUUAUAUUAUUCGAUAUUCAUUAUUGGAUAUCCAUAUUUAUCAGUGCUUGUUACAUUUGGACCAGUUAUCCAAAUAAUUAUGCAAAACGGUUCGUAUGAGAAUAUUAAUUUACCAUUUAAAACAUGGUUACCGUUUGAUAUGUAUCAAUCUGGUUGGAAGUUUGGAUUAGGAAUGUUUCAUCAAGCGCAUGCUUAUUGGAAUUGUUGGGCUUGUUUGACAAUUGUGCAUUCAUCGACUUUGAGUAUGGUGAUUAAAAUUAAUGCACAUUUUAAAUUGCUUGGAGAUGAGAUUGCCUUACUUGAUGUACAUGAAAAGGAUGCUGAAGAAAAAUUUGAUCAUUAUUUACAAGAGUAUCACAAUAUUUAUUCAGUUGCAAGAUUGAUAGCAGAUUUAAAUUCUUGGCAAUGGAUUGGACAACUUGGUCCACAGGCAUAUUCUUUAUGUGCAGCACUAAUUCUUGUAGCACGCUUGCCUCUUAGCGAAUCCGGAAGUGAUAUUUUCUUAGCGAUGUCUGCAUUAUUUGAUCUAUUCAUGUAUUGCUUUUACGGAGAAGAAAUAUUCUUCCAAUCAAAUCGUGUUUCGAUUAAAUUGGGUGAGAUAGACUGGUAUGAUGGUUCAAAAAGAUUCCGCCAAAAAUUUCUUACAAGUUUAUCUGUCUUUGCCCCUGGCAUUACAUUUAAAAUUGGCGGAUUUUUUAUUUUGCGUCUAGAUAGUUUUAUCCAGAUUAUAAGAUUUGCAUAUUCUAUGUACACGGUUAUGAGUACCUUUUAA